GACAGCUCGAGUCUCGUCGGCUCGACGCAUGUAUGUAAAUAUUACAGAUAAUAUAACAGAAUUUUGGUUAUAUUUAUUUCAACUUAGGUUUGUGUCAAAAAAAGAAAGUUUCAAAAUGUCGGGAAAGAAAAAAUUGACCCAAGAAGAGUUGCGGAAAGUGAUGAAUAACACCAAAAAGAAAUUAGGUGUUGAGAAGAAGAAGAUCCAUUCACCACUGGCAAAGUAUAACUCCUUAGGUCAACUUACUUGCGCCAUUUGCAAGUCUGUCAUUAGUAAUGAAUUAGUUUGGCCCACACAUCUAAAUUCCAAAAAGCACAAGGAAAAUAUCAAUUUAGCGAAGCAAGAUCUAGAAAAAGCAAAAUCCGCCGUAUCUGCACAAAAGAGAUCAGCUUCUCCAUUUCGAGAACCACAUCCAGUUAAAAAAAUAAAGAGUAUUUUAAAAAAUUCGAAUCCAUCAGCAGUACAUCAACCCAAACCAAAAUCGGGAUUGCCUGAUGAUUUUUAUGACAAACCUUCAUCUUCCACCACAACAAAUGGUACAAUGAAUAGUGCUGUAAAUGGUGUAGUAAAUGGAAAACCUAAUUUUCCUCAAAUGCCGCCGAUCAGUAAAGAAUCAUCAGAAAGUGUGAAAGCCGAGGAAGAAAAAGAUGAAGAUAAACAGCAAAAAGGAAAAGAAAACCCAGCGUCGCUUCCAGAAGGAUUUUUUGAUGACCCGGUCCUUGACGCUAAGAUUCGUAAUGUCGAAUAUAAAAAUCCAAUGGACGAGGAGUUUGAAAAGUUUAUGAAAGUGAUUAAAGAGGAAGAGGCACAAGCAAACCAAAUAAUGGCAGAUGAUCAGGAAGAGGCGACGGUAAAAAGGCAAGAGGACGUGAUAGAAGAACAAAUGCAACGAUUGUCGAGGGUGAUGGACCUCGUAAAACUUAAAGAAAAAAUGAAAGCUGCUGAAAAGAAGCAAGAAAUUAAAGAGAACGAAUCUUCUUCUAGUGACGACGAGGACUUUGAUGAAUUUAUUGAUUGGCGAGCUAAGAAAUCCUUUAAAUAAUACUUCCCUAGAAUUAUUUGUACAUUUUUUAUAAACUGUGAAGAAAGAUUCACCCUUGUGUAAAAUUGUAAAUAUACCACUUUUUAUAUG
Belonocnema kinseyi is the source of this 1132-nucleotide messenger RNA. RefSeq names its product zinc finger protein 830. Gene Ontology annotation, biological process: nuclear DNA replication; mitotic DNA damage checkpoint signaling; mitotic DNA replication checkpoint signaling. Gene Ontology annotation, molecular function: zinc ion binding; nucleic acid binding. Gene Ontology annotation, cellular component: nucleus; spliceosomal complex. The record is from RefSeq and is a predicted model, not a curated record. NCBI's taxonomy places the organism in Eukaryota, Metazoa, Arthropoda, Insecta, Hymenoptera, Cynipidae. The transcript has 3 exons. Bases 29 to 1042 code for a protein of 337 amino acids.